Messenger RNA from Microthlaspi erraticum, 765 nucleotides. NCBI's taxonomy places the organism in Eukaryota, Viridiplantae, Streptophyta, Magnoliopsida, Brassicales, Brassicaceae. The record is from the annotation of a GenBank genome assembly.
AUGGCGUCUACGGAAGGCCUUGUGCCCAUCACCCGGGCUUUUCUCGCUUCCUACUACGACAAAUAUCCUUUCCCUCCUCUUUCCGACGACGUUUCUCGGCUUUCCUCUGACAUGUCUUCUCUUAUCCAGCUACUAGCCCAACAAUCUUCUCCUUCACAAGGGGAAACUUGCCUGAUCGACGAAGCUAACCAGCCGCCUCCUCACAAAAUUGAUGAGAAUAUGUGGAAAAAUCGUGAGCAGAUGGAGGAGAUAUUGUUUCUUCUGCAACCAUCUCGUUGGCCUGUUCAGCUCCGGGAACCUUCCACAUCUGAAGAUUCUCAACUGUCUUCUAUAUUGCGAAAUCUCAAGGACAAUUUUGAUAACGCAUUGACUGCUCUGAUUUCCUUCCAGACCAAAAAUUCCGAGCGCGUAUUCAGCACAGUUAUGACCUACAUGCCUCAAGAUUUCCGGGGAACGCUCAUCAGACAGCAGAAGGAGAGGUCGGAGAGGAACAAACAGGCGGAGGUCGAUGCGCUGGUUAGCUCUGGAGGGAGCAUACGCGAUACGUAUGCUCUUCUUUGGAAGCAGCAGAUGGAGAGGAGGAGACAGUUGGCUCAGUUAGGCUCUGCGACUGAAAAAAUGGACGGAAGUGGCGCUUACAACCCUCGCACCGUGGAGGAGGUGUUUAGGGAUUUCAAAGGUCGUAGGGCUGGCAUGAUUAAGGCUUUAACCACUGAUGUUCAGGAGUUUUACCGACUUUGCGAUCCCGGUGAGUGUUUCUUCUGA